Messenger RNA from Vespula pensylvanica (western yellowjacket), 3008 nucleotides. It is a transcript of the gene klhl10, whose product is annotated as kelch-like protein 10. Gene Ontology annotation, molecular function: protein binding. The record is from RefSeq and is a predicted model, not a curated record. The coding region runs from base 273 to 2318 and encodes 681 amino acids. NCBI's taxonomy places the organism in Eukaryota, Metazoa, Arthropoda, Insecta, Hymenoptera, Vespidae. The transcript has 9 exons.
GUUUGUGACGCUAAUCACGUUUACUUAUCAAAAUCGAUAAGUUACAAGUCGACGUGCCAACAAAAUUGAAAUUCAAAGUUCUAACCUCUCUUAAGAAGAAAACAAUUAUUUUCAAUCAAUUUCGAUGAAGUGAGUAGAUUAGAAAUAUCAUUUUCAUAUUAAAUCUCAAGCGAAGAAUCUUUACGAUCGAAGUCACACCUUCGACCUGAAUCAAUCGCCGUUGAUCGAUCAUCGAGGACUCCCGUGACACUGAUAUUUAACGAAUAUCUGAUAUGGACGUGGAUAUGAGCGAUAGCAAUGCCACCAACGAAGAAUGUAACACGAAUACCCAACGAUUGAUCGCCGAAAGUGGUGGUCGAUGUAUGAGUACUCAAGCGAUGCAAUCGCUUUACGAUUUUCGUCAGAAUAAUCUAUUAUGCGACGCCGUAUUGAGAUUAGAAGAUGGCGGAGUAUUUCCAAUACACCGUGCGAUCCUGUCCGCUUGCAGUACGUAUUUCAGAGCACUAUUCACAACCACAUUACACUCUCGAGAAAAGACCGAUAUACUUUUGCCAGGUGUUACCAGCGAGAUGAUGAAUUUGUUAUUGGAAUAUGCUUAUCUUCGUUCGCUGGACGUUAAUCGAGAUAACGUUUGCGAGUUAUUGGUUACGGCCGAUUAUUUAAGUAUUCUCGGUGUCCUUGAGAUUUGUUGCGAAUUCCUUCGACAAAAUUUAGCACCGGAGAACUGUAUCGGUAUAAUGAGAUUCGCCCGGGAACACUUUUGCAAGGGUUUGGAAAACGACGCAUAUCGUUACGUCAUGAGACAUUUCGUUCAGGUAGCUCAGAAAAGCAAUGAGAUACUUGAUUUACCGAUCGAAGAGCUCUCGAGAUUGAUAGGCGCCGACGAGUUAAACGUAAAGAGCGAAGAGACGGUAUGGGAGCUUGUACUUAAAUGGAUCAAUCACGAUCCAGAUGCUAGAAAGGGUCACAUAGUCGAGUUGAUGCAAAACAUACGUUUGGGCCUUUUGAACACGCAAUUCUUUUUGGAGAACGUUAAGGAUCAUUCAUACGUCGUUGGAAACGAUGCCUGUCGACCGAUCAUCAUAGAGACGCUCAAGUUUUUAUACGACUUGGAAAUGAUCACGCAAAAGGACGGAGAAAUUCCAACGCCAGAAAUAGCACGUCCGAGAGUUCCGCAUGAAAUUCUUUUCGCGAUAGGCGGAUGGAGCGGCGGAAAUGCUACGAAUUUUAUCGAAACUUAUGACACCAGGGCGGAUCGUUGGGUCAAGGUCGAAGAAGUAGAUCCAAGUGGUCCACGAGCUUAUCACGGAACCGCGGUAGUCGGUUUCAAUAUAUACGUGAUCGGUGGUUUCAACGGUUUGGAUUAUUUCAACAGCUGUCGUUGCUUCAAUGCAGUGACCAAAGUCUGGCGAGAGGUUGCACCCAUGAAUGCCAGAAGAUGUUAUGUCAGCGUGGCUGUAUUGAACGAUUUGGUUUAUGCUAUGGGUGGAUACGAUGGAUACCAUAGACAGAAUACCGCCGAACGAUAUAAUUAUCGAACGAAUCAAUGGUCCUUGAUCGCGCCGAUGAACGUUCAGAGAUCUGACGCAAGUGCGACUACUUUGAACGACAAAAUCUAUAUUACCGGUGGUUUCAAUGGACACGAGUGUAUCAAUUCGGCUGAAGUUUACGAUCCAGAAACGAAUCAAUGGACGAUGAUCGCUGCAAUGAGAUCUCGUAGAAGCGGAGUAUCCUGUAUAGCUUAUCACGGCUAUGUAUACGUUAUAGGGGGUUUCAAUGGGAUAUCAAGAAUGUGUACCGGCGAAAAAUAUAAUCCUACUACUAACACUUGGAGUCCUAUACCAGACAUGUACAAUCCUCGUAGUAAUUUUGCCAUUGAAGUUAUCGAUGACAUGAUUUUUUCAAUCGGUGGAUAUAACGGUGUAACAACGAUUUAUCAGGUUGAGUGUUACGACGAAAAAACCAACGAGUGGUAUGAAGCUACCGACAUGAACAUAUAUCGAUCAGCUUUGUCCGUAUGCGUUAUUAUGGGAUUACCAAAUGUUUACGAUUACAUUCAUAAACAUCGUGAAAGACUGAUGGAAGAAAAACGACAAAAAUUAUUGGCCCUAGAAGUUCAUCGUACUCAGCAUCAACAGCAACAGCAACAACAGCAACAACAACAGCAGCAACAACAACAACAACAACAACAACAACAACAGCAGCAGCAGCAUGAGCAUAUACAUCAACAAAAUCAACAGAUGCUACUUAAUAUACCAUCGCCACCACCGAUGCCACAAAACAAUGAUGAAAAUAAUAACAAUCGAUCGAACGAAUGAAACAGAUUGGUGGAUCUCCAUCAUCAGCAAUGAUAAAUUAACACGAUUGGACGGACCGAUAAUGAUAACUACCGAAUGAAACAUGCCUGAGUGAUUCUAUUAUCUGAAAAAGGAAAAAAAGAAAAAAAAAAAAAAAACGAAAAAAAGGGGGGACCGAAAUUUUUGGGGAUUAAUUUUUCGACGCGCAUCGAGAUUUUAGAAAAAAGGGUAACAUUUGAUAUCACAUUUUUUUGGAAAUACCACUUAUAUUCUUCUUAUCUUUGAUAGAUAUAAUAGUCUUUAUUAUCUCUUUUUUUUAUAAAUUUAUAUUUCUUUCUAUUAAUUACAUUUACAAUUUUAUAUAGAAGUAUUUACAAUGGAAAUUCAUGCGAUUUCAUUUAUUUUCUUCUAUGCGAAAGAAAUUUUGUCUCUGUUGAAUUUUUAUAUUUUUUUUCUUUUGCUAUAUUAUGAAUAUUAUUUAUUGUAAGUGACUGACGAAAUAAUGAUUACUUAUGCUAUCUAAAAAAAAUGUUAGAAACGAAUGGGUAUAUGGGAUUAGAGACAUAUUCAAAAAUAUGAAAGGAUUAGCUACAAAUUGUGUCCGUUAUCAACGUCAAAAAAAAAUUUUGGCGGUAACGUAAAACAAAAAAAAAAAAAAUUCAAAAGUUAAAUAAAUAAAAAGUUAAUAUAUUUAUUCAGACUCAUAUAUAU